GCCUGGGGGGUUGGGGGUGCCACUCCCAGGAGAGCCCCUCCCUGCGGAGGCAGCAGCUCCCGGAUCCCUCUGCGGCACAGCAGGAUGGAGAUGCCCGUGGGGAAGGCAAAGCCCAGCUCCAGCCUGGCCCAGGGGAAGGCCAACGGAUACAAAGAUCUGUCCCAGUGGUCAGCCCUAAUCCACCGAGAGAUGGCCCAGCUGGAAGAACUCAUGGAGCAGCAGCCCUGGCAGAGGAAAGCCAAGGGACACCAGGACCGGUGCCGAGGACACAAAGCACCGUCCCAGGGGGAAGGUUACACUGGCCAAGAGUUGUGCCAAGGGCAGGUCAACAGAUCCCAAGGGCUGUGCCACGGGGAAGUCGAGGGGUACAAAGAUCUGUCCCAGUGGGAAGCCCUCAUCAACCAAGAGAUGUCCCAAAUGGAAGGAUACAUUGACCAAGAGCUGUGCCAAAGGAAAGCCAAGAGACAGCAGGAGCUGUGCCAAGGGCGAGUCAGUGGAUACAAAGCGCUGUCCCAGUGGGAGGAAUUAAUCAACCAGGAGAUGUCCCAGAUGGAACACUUCAUUGACCAGGAACUGUGCCAAGGACAAGCCAAGAGACACCAAGAGUUGCCCAGGGGCUGUGCCAAGGACAAGCCAGCAGAACAGGGAACACAUCUCCACUCUGCCCACCUGUGCCAGGGCUCAGCACCCUCCAGCCCAGGCUCGUUGCCCACCUUGGCCUCCAGGGCCUUCCCCAUCCCCUGCUCUCCAGCCCCACCAGGACCCAGCUUAGGGAAGUUCAACUUCCCCAGGGAGUUAUUAAUCCAAGCCUCCCCUUCCCCACCCACCCCACUGCAGCCCACGGGGAGAACCAGUGCCCCUGUGUGCUCCCCAGAAACACAGUGGGUGCCACACGCCCCAGCCACCAGGAAAUAA
Molecule: messenger RNA, 915 nt
Organism: Empidonax traillii (willow flycatcher)
Lineage: Eukaryota; Metazoa; Chordata; Aves; Passeriformes; Tyrannidae
Exons: 2
Coding region: 85-915 (276 amino acids)
Source: RefSeq, a predicted model, not a curated record